AGUCGCGGUCACACUGGUCAUAGGCAAUAAGAAAAAAAAAGUGCACGGCACGGUCGUCCAAUUAAGUUAAUUUUUCUAAGUAAACAUACAAGUGUAGAUUCGCCGUGCGCAUCCAAGCAAACGUACAACUGCCCACGCCGUAGUUGUCAGCCGCAAAUCAAAGCCGCGAUUCGUAGUUGCGCCAGCAUAGCGCUCCACGUGUGAAAAUAGUCAGGAAAAGCGCGCACACACAACCCACACACACACGCGCGCGCACACAUACAUUAAGUACACGUACACAGAUGCGCGCGAGGGAAAAGCGCUAGGUCAGAGGAAAGUGAAAAGUGAAAAGCGUGAAUAGAGCGCAUCGGGCGUUGGGCGUCAGGAAUCGGACGACGUAACCAGCUGGGUGAAAAUGGCGCUGCUCUCCUACCGGGACAAGCACAUUCUGAGUGCCCAGCAGCUGAGGAAGCUCAGCGAGCACAAGUACUCCUGCUUCAGCGCCAGCCUGCUUGAUCCGCUGCUGCAGCCGUGGUGGAACUGGCUGGUCGCCCAGACGCCCCUUUGGCUGGCCCCCAAUCUCAUCACCAUCGUGGGACUGAUCCUCAAUGUGGUCACCACCCUGAUAUUAAUCUGUUAUAGCCCAAACGGCGUUGAGGCACCGCCACGUUGGACCUGCUUGCUCUGCGCGCUGGGUCUGUUUAUCUACCAGAGUCUGGACUCCAUUGACGGGAAGCAGGCGCGACGCACGAAUACCUCAUCGCCGCUGGGCGAGCUCUUCGACCAUGGCUGUGACUCCAUAUCGACGGUGUUCGUGGCCCUGUCGGCAUGCAUCUCAUGCCAACUGGGCCACUAUCCAAACUGGCUGUUCUUCCAGUGCUUCUGUGCCAUAGCGCUCUUCUACUGCGCCCACUGGCAGACGUAUGUGUCCGGAACGAUGCGAUUCGGCAGAAUUGAUGUGACGGAGGCACAGUUCUCGAUUAUAGCCAUUCAUCUGGUUUCGGCGGCACUGGGUCCUGAGAUCUGGCUCACCAAGAUACCAAUCGUGGGCCUUUCAUGGAAUUAUACAAUAUUAGUAUUUAUCACAUUCGGUUAUACCUUGAAUAUAAUCAAUUUCCUAAAAAUGUUUACUCAAGGCGGCAGUGGCAAAAACGGCUCCUCAGUUGCUCUGCCGUACUUCAACUGCGAAUCGCGAUUUCUGCCAAUUUAUGUGGCCUGCGGCGUUGAUUUGAUUCUAGCUCUGCGCUACACGAAAUGCAUUCUCACCGAAGGUUGCGGCAAGAACGGAUCAUCGGUUGCUGGCACCAGUGUCCUCUCGCCCAGCAUUCCGCUCACGCUGGUGGUGCUGCCCGCCCUGAUGAUUGCCCAGAAGUCGCCGCAGAACAUCUUCACCGAGCACGCGUCGGUGUACAUCCUGGCCUUCGGCAUGGUGGCCGCCAAGGUCACCAAUAAGUUGGUGAUUGCCCACAUGACCAAGGCGGAGAUGGAGUAUCUGGACUGGUCGCUGCUUGGCCCAUCACUGCUGUUCCUCAACCAGUACUUCAACUGCAUCGUGCCGGAGAUCUGGCUGCUGUGGUUCACGCUCAUCUGGGGCACCCAGGAUCUGUUGCGCUACUGCGCCCAGGUGUGCCUGGAGAUCUGCCAGCACCUGCGCAUCGAUCUCUUCCGGAUACCGUACUCGCCCAAGGGCGCAGCCACACAUCCGGCCACCGCCUCGGUGAGCAGCCAGAGCAACUUCGGCAGCUCUGGCAGCAGUGCGGACAAGAACGGAGGCAGCGCGCAUCGAAAGUCGAAGAGCAAACCGCACUAGAUUGCGGUUUUCCGCCACAUACAUUAAUUAGUAAUUUUACAAAUUUACGUCGUUAGAGCCGAGGGAUACUCGUAGGAGCAGGCGGAGCGCAAGUAAUACAAAACCCGUAAACACAACCCAACAAAAUUCACCGUCAAUAUUUUGCCUAAAGAGCAAGGCCACUGAGGAACAACCAAACGAAAUGAAACUAAACAAUAAAACAGAUAGAGAAGUUAGCGAAAGGGCGAAGCAAGUUGUUGCUCCUACAUUUUAGUAUAUAGUUUACAACACGUUGUUGUAGCAAAGAAGGCAAAGUGGCUAGUGCUGCUGGGAGAAAGAACUGUUGCAGUCUCCGAUAUCAAUUAUAUGGCUAAAUAUAUAAAAAUAAAUACCUAUAUUUUGUA
Molecule: messenger RNA, 2172 nt
Organism: Drosophila yakuba
Lineage: Eukaryota; Metazoa; Arthropoda; Insecta; Diptera; Drosophilidae
Gene: bbc
Product: cholinephosphotransferase 1
Exons: 7
Coding region: 395-1789 (464 amino acids)
Biological process (GO): phosphatidylethanolamine biosynthetic process
Cellular component (GO): Golgi apparatus; endoplasmic reticulum membrane
Molecular function (GO): diacylglycerol cholinephosphotransferase activity; ethanolaminephosphotransferase activity
Source: RefSeq, a predicted model, not a curated record